AUGCAAACCAUAAAGUGUGUAGUGGUUGGAGAUGGUGCUGUAGGAAAAACGUGUUUACUGAUAUCUUACACAACAAAUAAAUUUCCAAGUGAAUAUGUUCCAACGGUAAGUGAGGCACUUUUAUACAGCUAUUUCAAGAAAGGUUGUCGCAAAAAUGUGCAUGUGACAAUCCUGAAAGGUAAUAUGGGAUAUGAUCAAUACACUGUGUCUGACGACUGUACCUGCCGAACCUACUUUUGCUGCUUUCCUUUAGCACUCGCAAACACAUUUCCACGGCCUUUCGUACCAAUUCUUUCAAAUUUCUUUAAAGAACAGCAAACUUAAAACCACCCACAGUGCUUCGCAAUUGUCGCAUGCACUUUUUCCGACAACCUUUCUCGAAAUAGCUGUAUAAUGAUAAGUUUAACCCACCCAACACCAUACAAAAUGAUGACCUUCUUUAAACUUGAAUACAGUCAAAACCCUCUCUACAGACACCUGCUUAAAUACGGAUACGUCAUUAUUAUGGAUAGUAUCCAUUCGCGCCAGCCUUUACAGUAAAAAAAAAAUUCAACCCUCUUAAUACAGACACCCUGUUAAUUUGGACACUUUCUGUUGCCUCCUCUGUAUCUGUAUUAGCAGAGUUUGACUGUAGUCAUUAUAAAGCAGUCUUUUAGCUUUCUGUCUGAUACAAAGAACAUCUUAUUACAAGCCUCAGAUUUACAUGCCUAUGAAAGAGAUGUGAUCUCUUUCUUUCUUAUAACAUAGUUAAAUGCACCUACUUGCAGCAAAUGAUACCUAUUAUGAUGUAAACCCAAUGCAGCUGGGCAGUCAUUAGUAGGCGUUAGCCGGCUUUUUUAGCAGGCUACUGUAGUAAAAUCAACCGGCUACUCAUAGUUUCAAAGUAAGUCAGACGUUACAUGCACAGAAGAAUUUAAGGGAUAAAUGACCGGUUACUUUUAAUAAGAGACCAGCUACCUUAAAGCAGCCCUGAUACAGGGCUCAAAAUGUCCUACCCGGUUAUCUAGGAAAAAUAGACUUUCUUGCUGGGCAAGCAACUUUUGUUAUUCACUUCUCCAACAGACAAAGGUCAAGACAAGCAUUUUACUAAAUUAUAAAGUGAGACAACUAUAGAACUUUCCUGGCAUACAUAACCUGAAAUUGCAGCUGUCUCUGUUUGCUAAGGAAGUUUCCUGGUCUCUUGUGAUGAAGUUUCAAAAUCUUCCACAAAAGAUCUGUAGCAAGACUGUAAUGCUUCUUCUAAAGAGUAAUAUCUUUCACGAAAUGACUUUUGUUGUAGACUCAUUGUGUUUAAACAUAAGUACGACCUUCUGUCUUUUGUCUGUCAUUCAUAAACUGUAGUUAAAACAAUAUAAUUACUACAUAUUUUACAUCAUCAGUGUGGAAUUUCCAUAGUUGAGGUACUGACAUCCUAGUGGCAAGGAGCAGGAAUUGGCAAAGCCUAAACCCAGACUUACAGAUCUUAAGUGCAACUGUUUCUGAAUUUUGUCUUCUUAAAAAUGUGCUUGUCCCCACGGACAGGUCAUGUUGAAGUUUUUCAUGUCCAAACUAAUUUUCACCUGUCCCAGACAAUCGGACAUAGGUUUUGGCACGCCCUUAUUAUUGACGAACAGCUGGGAAGCUUCAAAAGCUAUUUGGUUCUCAUCACUUCUGACAAGCUAAGACUAAUGUAAUGUUUAAUCACAUUUACAUAGCUUAAAGGAUUUUUAAAGGAGUAGAAUAUUUUUGUUUACCAGGUGUUUGAUAAUUAUGCAGUCACUGUGAUGAUUGGUGGAGAGCCUUUCACGUUAGGACUGUUUGAUACUGCGGGUAAGAGUAUAUGACAGCUUAAACAAACUUUCUGUAUGCAUCUAUCUUGGCUGGCAUUAAAAUUUUCAAAUUGCAGUCCCUCAGAAUUUUACAUAGUGGUCAAAUUGUUAAACAAAUUCGCUUGUGACUGUUGUGUUUUACCCGAUUUCAAACUAAGGGUAGCUGGCCUUUCUUCAUACCAAUUAAUUUAAGGGUUAAUUGAUCUGACAAGCAUUAAGUGUGGAAGGGAUGCCAGGUCUUUAGCUGAAAGAUGUUUUUGGUGUUUUCUAGUCCUACACAACAUUCAUUGGCUGCAUAUGAAUAAGCGCUAGGUUUGUGGAGUUCUAAAAACUCAUUCAAGGCUUGAAUAAACUGAUGCCAUGUCUGCAAAGUUUAGCAAAGAUAUUUGGGGGUGGGGGAAGGGGUGUAUAGAUUCCAAGUUCCCAGCUAUGUGCAAUUAGGAUGGGGGGGGGGGGGCAGGGGACUGAACAGCCAGGGGAACCCCCAGGCCCCUAGCUGCCCCUUGGUGAUAGCCUUGGUUUAACUAUGAAAAAUGGAGAAUGUUCUAAACAUUCCUUUUAGUUUUAUUAUGUGCUGGUACUUACCAGUAACUGAAAUGCAGACAGUUAGCUUAUGUUAUUAACAACUAAAGUAAAGAUCACAGGUUAUCUCAAGUUUGAAAAAGUGUCAUGACUGAGUUUUUUUUUCUUCAAUAGGUCAAGAAGAUUAUGACAGACUGAGGCCCCUGUCCUACCCUCAAACAGAUGUGUUCCUCGUGUGUUUUUCUGUGGUGUCGCCAUCUUCAUUUGAAAAUGUUAAAGAAAAGGUAGCUAAAAUUUGAUUGUUAGCCCUUUUGUCCCUUAUAGUAACCAAUAAAAAUUGAAAAAAGCAUCCAAAGUCCUUUUGUAAAAUUCAAAGAUAUCAAGAGUACCAUGAAACAUAGUCUACAGUCAGUAACAAAGUAGUUGAAACACUAUUCUCAAAUGGAAUGACGUCAGAGAACAAAACAGUCCACACCACUCCCCCAUUCAAAUUUGGGGUGAUUGUUGUUUCUUACAGGUAGAUGGAACAGCAGCAAAACAUUACAUGGAUGGGGUGUGGGAAGGAAAGCUUCAUUUUCCCCUAACCCCAGAAAUGCCCUUUAGGGUAAAGUGUCUCAACUAAUUUUGUCACCACAUUUUGGUACAGAAACUUGUCAAAUUCUCAUUAUGUUGAGAACUCGCCCUCGCCACCACCCUCCCCCCCCCCCUUGACAAUUAUUUUUAGCUGUUUGUCGUAAAACAGUGACUUUGUUACCUCUGUGUCCUCCAUUGCUAAUGCAUAAAAAUCUCCAAAGAUGCAAAAUGAUUCAUGGUAUGUUUCCGUUAGGACGCAAAGAUCAAUCAAUCAAACUGAACAUUUGUAUUUGUAGAAAUAUCCGGCCUCUUCAUGUAAUUUCUGUGGCAGUUAUAUUUUUUUUAUGGCUGUUUUUUAACGAUGCAUAUUUCUUCUAGCCUUUGUUGUGCUUUAAAAUAGAAGGACUAUAUUUUAAUUUCAGUAUACUGUAAUACAGAGGUUUGGAGUCUGCCCUCAGAUUAACUGUCUGGUUACAUAAAGGCCCAAGCAUUUUCAAUUUAGGAUUUUGGAACUGGGACUCAUUGGUUCUGGACUGGGACUCAUGAUUUUUCACAAGAUGAGUCCCAGGACUCACCAUAACAAUUUGUAACAAAAUCACUGGUAAAAGUGCUGUUAUUAAUAGUUUUAUGGUUUUGUUUUCAGUGGGUUCCAGAGAUUACCCACCAUUGUCCCAAGACACCAUUUUUACUUGUUGGUACCCAAGUCGACUUACGGGAUGAUGCGGGAACAACAGAGAAGUUGAUCAAGAACAAGCAAAAACCCAUCACUGUUGAAUCUGCAGAAAAGCAAGCACGAGAGCUGAGAGCUGUCAAAUAUGUAGAAUGCUCUGCGUUAACACAAAAGGGCCUGAAAAAUGUCUUUGAUGAAGCAAUCUUAGCAGCACUUGAACCUCCAGAGCAACCGAAGAAGAAAAUUUGCUCUUUGCUUUAA
Molecule: messenger RNA, 3834 nt
Organism: Porites evermanni
Lineage: Eukaryota; Metazoa; Cnidaria; Anthozoa; Scleractinia; Poritidae
Source: the annotation of a GenBank genome assembly